This is a messenger RNA of Clunio marinus, 237 nucleotides long. Lineage: Eukaryota; Metazoa; Arthropoda; Insecta; Diptera; Chironomidae. The record is from the annotation of a GenBank genome assembly.
AUGGUUGAAGCCUGUAGAACUAAAACUGUCACUAAAACAUACCUAGUUGAUUUAGAUUUUGUGACGCCAAAAGAAUUUAAACUUUUCCAAAGAAUAGUGUUAUUCAUGAAAUUCUUAAGUGUCGAUGAUAAUGCUAAAGGCUUUCAUCUGUGGAAUGGUUCACGAAUAACAAUAAGCAGAAAUAUAAAACAGAAAGUUGAUCUUAUAAUUAACUAUACAGAUCCUUUAACUACAUAA